Messenger RNA from Magnolia sinica, 668 nucleotides. RefSeq lists its product as uncharacterized. The coding region runs from base 144 to 527 and encodes 127 amino acids. Lineage: Eukaryota; Viridiplantae; Streptophyta; Magnoliopsida; Magnoliales; Magnoliaceae. The record is from RefSeq and is a predicted model, not a curated record. The transcript has a single exon.
UCAUGACUCCCUCCAUUUAAACCUCUCUCCCUCACAAAAAUCCACUCUCCAUUUUUGUAAAAUUCCUCACAUUUCCCACCACAUCACCCAACCAUGUUCUUUUUCCCCUCUCAAUUCCACACUUGAAAGUCCGAUCUGAUCUGAUGCAAUCAAUUGGCAAUUCAAAUUUGAUGGAAAUUGAAUCAGUCAAGUGUGAGUGCUGUGGAUUGAAAGAGGAUUGCACCCAAGAUUACAUACGCGAUGUGACUGCGAAAUUCGAAGGGAAAUGGCUAUGCGGGCUGUGUGCUGAGGCUGUGAGAGAUGAGGUAAAUAGAGAUGGCAAAAAUGCUUUCGGGGUAGAAGAGGCUGUGAGGAAUCACAUGUCCUUUUGUCGCAAAUUCAAGUCCAACCCAGCUGUCCGUGUUGCCGAUGGGAUGCGGCAGAUGCUUAGACGGAGAUCGGGAGAUUUGUCGUCAUCGUCGUCCAAGAAGUUCAUUAGAUCGACGAGCAAAUCGCAAGUAGGAGAUGAUUCGUCGGUUUCCUAUUAAGAUAGCCUCUCUCUGGAAAUAAUCUCAACCAUCCAUGGAUAGUUCUUCUUUUUCUUCUUUUUCUUUUUUACUUCUUUUUUUCCUGUGUGUACAGAGGAUGUGAUCCCAGUGAAGCUUGGGCUUCAUUUCAGUUUUGCUUUA